Molecule: messenger RNA, 540 nt
Organism: Striga asiatica
Lineage: Eukaryota; Viridiplantae; Streptophyta; Magnoliopsida; Lamiales; Orobanchaceae
Source: the annotation of a GenBank genome assembly
AUGAAAGCGCUCUGGCCGAGGGGGGCAAGGAAGCGGUUCAAGACGGCGGCGGCGAGGGCGCAGAGAGAGGCCUGGCCGAGCAGGAGAGGGGUGGUGGAAGAGAAAGGGCUCUCGCCGAAGAAUACUCCUCUGCUCCACCGGGUUUGCUGUUCCUGCUCGAAGCAUAUCGUCCCCGCCCGGAUCGGAGAUCCGCUCAUCCUCGCAUAUGACGGCGGGAAUAAAUUAGGUCAAAAAUUGGAUGACGGCAGAAGGAGAAACCUUUUUGAUCCGAGAGAAGAAAAGGAAAAGCCCCAAAAAAAUGAGAGAAAAAAAAAAGAUAAAAGGAAGAUAAAAAGUGAAGAAGGCAUACGUAAUGAACAUUGGAUACUGGGAAGCGACAUUAAAGCCCUGAAGGCUCUCCAUGGCAGCCAAGGCCCAAGAGUCGUUUUCAUAUUCUACAAAGGCAAUACCCGGCUUUGCUUCGAUCAUACGAACUUCUCUGUAGCCUUCAAACCUGUUGAAAACCUCUUCGAGAGUGAGGCUAUUUGUUUGUGGCGGUAG